GCCCUGCUGAACGCCUCCUCCGACGAGAGCGAUGACAAGAAGAAGGCGAGGCUAGAGGAGGCGCCUCCGCCGCCACGCCCGCCAUCCAGGACUCAUGGGAAACCCACGGUCAAGGAGGAGUUCGAUCGCGGCGUGGAGGUGGAAAAGUUCUAUCACCAGAUCAAUGGCGACAUCUUUGAAAUCACGCGUCGCGUGAGGGCCAGGGACGAGGAGACCAUGGAGCAGAAAUGCAUUCGCAGAAAGGGAUCCGUCCGGGUUACGGAGCCCGCGGGUGCCCAUCCCCAUGUUCGUAUCGAGCAGCGCCCACAGUUGCCGCCGCGUCGGCAAAAAAGCGCCGAGGAAGUGGCCACUAUGCCCAAGAGUGCCCUGCGCCAGCCGCCCGAACAGCUGGAGUGGUUCGACCGGAAGGCACAGCAGCGUCACUCUGCCCGCUCGGCCGAAGGAGGCCAGGUGCGGGACGAGACCAUGGAAUGGCUGAAGCUGCAGAAAACGUCUAGUCCCUCGCAGCCGGUGCGCACUUCUUCGGGUCCCAGCGAGAUCACAGUGCUGAAGGACGAGCUGCCCGACUGGCUGCUGGACCAUCUGCCGCGCAAAAAGGAGCGGGACAGAGAUCGGGAACGCCUCCCCUCGGAUGCGGGCAAGGGCGUGGGCUCCUCCGCCUAUGCCAAGGCUCUGUCGGAGCUGCUUAAAAAGCCGCUGUCGCGCCAGAGCUCUGGACCCUGUGAGUUCUCGCUGCUCAAGACGGACAUCGUGGAGUGGCUCACCAAGAUGCAGGUGAGCGGCGGCGGCACAGAACGCGGCAAGUCCCGGCGGUCGCAUCAUCGCCGCAACGGCAGCGGAGGGGAUGCCCAGCCGCGUUCCAACUCCCAGGAAGAUGCGCAGGAUCAUGGCCAGCCCAAGGCCAUGGGCCAUCGUAAGCGUCACUCUCUGGGACACAGUGGAGCUGCCAGCGAGGAGGAGCAGCAGCAGCUCACCGCCGACUGGAUAGCCUAUCCCCUGCACAAGCUUCAGUCUUUGGGCAAGCAGCCUCCACCUCCUCCGACUUCCAUUCCCAGUGGCUAUGCAGUGCCCAGCGCCCUCUCGCACACCCCACUAUGCCAGCGGCGGGAAGAGCGCUCCCGGGAACGAAGGCUGCGUCACUCGGCCAGCGAGGUGGUGGGCAGCGGUGCCGGCACAGCCUCCAACGCCCACCUGGAGCGACUGUACGCAAAGCCGCACAAGGAAAGGUAUCAGUAUGUGCCCAAGACCAGCAAGGAGGCUGGAGGAGGAGCAGGAGGAGGAGGAGGCGUGAAAAAGGAGCGUUCACGUCGCCACCAGACCCAAAGAUCCGCCACGGUCUCCGACAUGUCCGCCCAGCGAUCCGGAGGCCAAAAGCGCAAGUCCUCGAGUGCGGAACGAGCGCCCAGGUCACCAUCGCCGGGCCCCUGCACGGAUCCCGACUGUCCACUGCUGCCCAUCUGCACGGAUCCGCAUUGCAGGUACCAGGAGUGCCAGGCGCGUCAGUGCCUGACCUCGUCGGUGAGCUCGGUGAACCUGGCGCGGCACCAACAGCUGGCCCAGGUCCAACUGCAUGCCGUGCCCAUGGGCAUGGGCUCCGAUGUGCCAACGACACCCUCCACAACGGCCACGCCACCUCCGCCGCCGCCGCCUGCUUCUGCGGGAGGAGCCGGAAUAGGAGGAGGAGGAAUCCUGGGUACAGAACGCCGCCUGGUCAUCUGCCACGACUGCCGGUCGUGUGCGCCACUCCUUAGCUGCCGGAAUCGCAAAUGCCUCAACGCAGCCAAGUGCAACUCACUGCCUCGCUGCGCCGCCGACUUCAACCGGCUGCGCACCCAGCUGGCCCAGCCUCCAACGACUCUGGACGACAUUGAGCCGGCGCCGCUGGACUUGGAUCUGGAGAUGCAGCCACUGCCCUCGCCCCCGCGUCCGCAUCCGUACCAGCAUCAGCACCAGCAUCACCACUACCGCAGCAACUCGCAGCCAAACACACUGCAGCGUGGUGACUCCGCCAGUUCUGGCGGAGGAACUGGCUCUGGAGGUGGGGGAGGCCUACAAAUGGGAGGCGGAAGUCUGGCCUGGCUGGAGCCCACGACCACGCUAGUGCAACCACUGCCCGCCUAUGUGCAUCACUCGAAUGGGAAGCUGAUGAAGUCCGCCUCGGCAGCCUCGCUCAACUCGCGCCGGAGACGCCACAAAACAGUACACUUUGGAGAGAAUCUGCUGCGGGAGGUGUGCCAGAACCGAAAGCUAAUCAAGACGGAGACGCAGGUGCCCUCCGGCUCGGCACCGAUGAAGGCCAACAUCCAGAUGCUGUACAACUUUGUGGAGGGUGUGCUCAGUGCCUGGGUGGACGAUGAUGAGGACCAGGUGCGCUCUGGUGCCGAAUCGGAGCCGGAGCACGGGGUGGUGCCCAUGCAACCGAUCCAUAGAUGCAACCGCCUGCGCUACCAGUGCAUCCGUCGGGUGGUCGAGGAGGCGGCCGACCUUCAGGGCACCCUGAAGCUGGGCAACUCCCGGUAUCGCCAUCGCCAUUGGCGGAGCACCGCCAAGCAGUGCAACGAAAUGUUCCUUCGCAAGAUUUCGGACGAUGAUCGAAUGAGCCUAACUACCGCCGUUUCGGAUGAAGAUGAUGGGGAAAGUGUCAUGGCGUCACCAUAUAAAGCAAAGGCCACUGGCACCGCUGCAUCCUCGUUCAACUGCACGGGAGCUGUUCGCAAAGCUGGCUUCCUAUCGGUAAAGAAAUGGUUACUACGCAAGAAGCACCAGAUCGAGCUGGCCAGGAAGCGGGGCUGGAAGGGCUACUGGGUGUGCCUUAAGGGCACCACGCUGCUCUUCUAUCCCUGCGACUCCCGCGAGGGCCGGAGCGUGGAGGCUGCGCCCAAGCACUUGAUUAUCGUGGACGGCGCAAUUAUGCAACCGAUACCCGAGCAUCCCAAGCGCGACUACAUCUUCUGUCUGAGCACGGCGUUCGGCGAUGCCUAUCUUUUCCAGGCGCCCUGUCAGGUGGAGCUGGAGAACUGGGUAAACAGCAUUCACAGCGCCUGUGCCGCUGCCUUUGCCCGGCAUCGCGGCAAGACCGGAACCCUGCACCUGCUCCAGGAGGAGAUCUUCCGGUUGGAGAAGGCCAUUGAGUCGGAUCACAAGCUGAAGCACAUGGCCGAGCUGCAGCAAUCAGUUGUCACCGAUCAGGAGACGCGUCAUCAGAUCCAGACCCAGAUACUGCAGUGGGAGGAGAAUCUGGAGCGGCUGCACUGCGAACAGUUCCGGCUGCGCUGCUACAUGGCCUCGCUGCAGAGCGGCGAGCUGCCCAAUCCGAAGUCGCUGCUAACUCACGUGUCACGCCCCACGAAGAACACGCUGAACAAGCUGGGCGUGUUCACGGUCUCCUCCUUCCACGCCUUCAUCUGUGCCCGAUCGCCCUCGCUGCUCAACAACCUGCUGGCCGGACGCGGAGCUACCAAGCGGCGACCGCCGAUGCUGUCGAGGUCCAACAGCGGCUCCAGUCGUCGCUCCAUGCAGAUGAAUUCACGUGACGAACCGGAAAAAACUUUCAAAGUUGCAAUGCCCGACAAUGCUUACUCGACAGUUUAUCUACGUGAUGCCAUGUCUGUGGAGGAAUUCCUCGCCAGCGCCUGCGCCCGUCGCAACCUCAAUCCCAUGGAGCACUUUGUGCGCGUCAAGAAGCGACGUGACAUGGAGGAUCACAAUUACUUUGUGCCGCAUCGCAACGAUCUGAUUGAGAAUUAUCUACAUAAUCACGAGUUCGUGGAGGUCUGCAUGAAGAUCCUGUACCAGGUAGAACUGCAGCGCACCACCCUCGAGCAGAUGUGGGGCUUCUCCGUAGAGGCGGAGCUGAUCGAGAAUGCGGAGCGCCAGGACGAACUCUGCUGCUACGUGAGUCGCGUGGAGGACAAGAGCGUGGCCAUGCACAACGGCAUCAUCAAAGGAGACGAAAUAAUGGUCAUCAAUGGGGCAAUUGUGUCCGAUCUAGAUAUGAUGUACUUGGAGAGCGUCCUGCAGGAGGAACAAUCGCUCAGCAUGAUGAUGCGGUCUUCGCGCACAGAGCCACCAGAUCUAGUGGGGAUCAUGCGUGUUACGGAUGAUAUGAUUGACUCGCUGGUGUGCCCACCGCCGCCCACAGAUCCGCCGGUGAUGAGCGAGGAGAUGAUAACUGGACUGAUUGUUCCGGCCCCCGGUUGGAAUGGCACUAGCAAGGAUUUGUACUCGCCGGAGGCCGAGUCCUCGCCUGCCCCCUCCUUCGUUGAUCCUGCCAUGGCCGCACAACUUGCGGCCGGUGGAGGCGUGGUUGUGGGCGGAAUGGGCGGCAUGGGAGGCAUGGGCGGACUGGGCGUGGCCAAGCCCACGUCGCGAACGAGCAGCUUCGAGAUUGAGAAUCUGUUGAAGACCGCAGAGCAAGUUACCGGAUUUUGUCGUUCACCCCAGGAAACACGCAAAUCGAGCCCCACCGGCUCGGUCACCUCAUCGGUGUCGACCACGGCUUUGACCCCAUCGCGACAGCUAACCGAUGCAGAGAAGCUGCGCAAAGUCGUAAUGGAGCUGGUGGACACGGAACGCACCUACGUUAAGCAUCUGAACAAUCUGCUGGAGCAUUAUCUGGAGCCCAUGAAACGCGAGACAUUCCUCUCCAAUGCCGAGAUCAAUGCGCUGUUCGGCAACAUCCACGAGAUCGUGACAUUCCAGCGCCAGUUCCUGCAGAAUCUGGAGGAGUCCUUGGGCCUGGAGCCAGAGUUCAACAAGUUUGAGCACUGCGGGCAGUUCAGGAAUGUACUCUUUGCCAUUGGCUCGGCCUUUCUGUAUUACGUCAAUCACUUCAAGCUGUACUCCUCAUUCUGUGCCAGUCACAGCAAGGCGCAGAAGGUUCUGCAUCCAAACGAAGGCAACCACGCCCUGCAGGAGUUUCUGGCUGCCCGGAAUCCCAAGCAGCAGCACAGCAGCACCCUGGAAUCGUAUCUGAUCAAGCCGAUUCAACGCAUCCUCAAGUAUCCCCUGUUGUUGCAGCAGAUGCGCAACCUGACCGAUACCCGGGCCGAUGAGCAUGUCCAUCUUUGUGAGGCACUCAAGGGCAUGGAAAAGGUGGCCGAGCACAUCAAUGAGAUGCAGCGCAUUCAUGAGGAGUAUGGCGCCAUCUUUGAUCACCUGUUCCGGCAGCACCAGAAGUCCUGCAAGCAGCCCAUUGACCUGAGUCCAGGAGAUCUCUUGUACUAUGGCGGCGUUGAAUGGCUAAACAUCUCCGACUUUCUGGGCAAAAUCAAGAAGGGCCUGGAGCUGCAUGCCAUGUGCUUUGUGUUCAAGUCAGCAGUGGUGUUCCUUUGCAAGGAGCGACUGCGCCAGAAGAAGAAGUUGAUGGGCGUCUCGAGCAAGAAUGCAACCAACGAGGUGGAGAUUAUACGCUACCAGGUGCUUAUACCCGUCACCGAGGUUCAGGUGCGCGCCAGCUCAGCUAAGGACAUGGACUCACACUUCCUGUGGGAGCUGAUUCAUCUGCGCUCUCAGCUGCAGCGCCGCUCCGAGAAGGUCUACGUGCUGUCCAACAGCACCGCCGACUUCCGCAAUGCCUUCCUCAAGACCAUACGGCAGAUCAUACGCGAGAGCGUCCGGAAUAUGUCAAUUCCCAUGAAGAACUUUGGCGGCAGCUCCGGCUCCGUCUCCGGACACUCCUCGCAGGGCAUGGGCCCCGGCAUGGGCUAUGCGGGCAACUCACAGACACUGGAAAGACCCAAGCAGCAGAUCACCAUCGUUCAUGGCUCGCACACCCUGGGCAAGCCAAAGAAAAAGUCAGGCUCGCAACGCCACUCGGCGGGCAACAUUGACUACGACAACUUGUCGGGCAGCCAGGAGGCCGACGAUCUGCCUCCUAGCGUGGGCGUGGUACACUAUGCAUCUGGUCACACCCACGGCCAGCAGAUGCAGCCGGCGGGUUUCCGCGGUCGCAGCAAGACAGUGGGCGACGUGGCAGAAAUCACUUGCUCUUCCCCAGAACCCCAACAGCAGCAGCAGCAACAGCAUGUGCAGCAGGUGCAGCAGGGCCACGCCCAUGGGCAUCCGCAUCCACAUCCUCGAGAGCCACCGCCGCCGCCCAUCCGGCAGCCGCAUCUGCAUCACCAUAGCUCGGACAUUGAGCGGAUCGAUCCGGGGACAAAGUCCGAGGGCGAGGAGGACUCGCAGCAGGGCACAAUCAGGCCAAAGGCAACUUUGGGUCGCACGCCCAAUCACCUGACGCUGAGCACCACCUCGACACUCUCGGUGGGCAGCACCGGCAGCCAGGCGCGCUUGAUACAAUCGUCGCAUCCGCCGGCCAGCUACCAGCCGGUGCUGAUGAAGGACCUAGGGUCCCCGGUGUGGAAACCACGAGACAUGAUAAAUUUAGGCACAGAUCCACAGUCAACAACCCGCAAAGACGAUGUGAAAAAUUAAAUCAGAAAAAGCAAAGCAAAACCAAAACGAAAACAUUUAGUAUCAAGCUAAGCUAAGCUAAGCUAAGCCAAGCAAAGCCGGCACAAGAGCUCUUAGCCAGCUUCGACUUCAAACUUCAAAACUUCAGAUCCUUUGUUCGAUUUCUCAAUUUUAACUAAUCAAGUGUAAGGCAACGGCAACAGAGAACAUGAGCAGCGGUGAAGCGGCAGCAGGAGCAGGAGCAGGAACAGAAACAGAAACAGGAGGGUUCAGAGUUCAAAUCAAAUCGAAAGCAUUUUUCAAGCUCACCUGGGGAGAUGAAGAUGCAGUGAUUUAAUUCAUCUGGAAUGGAUGCGGUUGAAGAAUGCUUACGUUUGUUUUGUCUCUCCUCUCUGCCCUCUCUCUCUCUCCUCCCUGUCCGUCUGUCUGCCAUUUUUAACUAAAAAGGAUAUAAAACAUCGAAGAGUUUUUUGUCAGUUUUACGUUUACGUUUCGCAUCACGAAAAGGACUCCCUCGCGAGAGUUCCCCCCCCUAGAAAGAGAAGACCUAAAAUCUAUAUGAAAUAAUAAUAAUAAUAAAAAAAACCAAGAGAAGACUUUGAUUUAUAUUGAAUUGUAUUUAAAGUGCAAAACAUAUAAUAAAAGCAUAAUUAAAGCGAAGGAUUUUGAGCAGAUUUAAUAUGAACUAAGCAGAAGGAAGGAGAUUAAACCAGAUUAAGAAAUACGAGAACAAAUUCAAAUGCAUUUGUCGCUGAAAAAGACUUGAAAGUAAUUUCGAUUUAAAUACAUACACUUAUUGAGGACAGGACGAGAGGACGAAGCUGUCGCAGGCGUGAGGAGGGAGACGACCCGUAAACAAAUUGCAACCAUUGUAUUUAGGCUUAGAGAAUUUAAAUUAUAAAAACAAAACAAAAAACAAAGCAAAGAAAAACAAAGUCAAAUGCAAAAAGAAAAAAAUAAGGAAAAACAAAAAAGAAACCCAAGGUGGUUAAUGAAGAAAAUUUUAGCCAAUUAAGCCACACAUACACACACUCGUAAUCGUAAUGAAACAAUUAAAAACAACAACAAAAAUGCAGCAAUGAAAAUGUUUAGUUCGUAGGAAGUACACUGAAAAAAAAUGCAUAAAGCCCACAUACACAUAAACGAAAAUGGUAAAACGAAAAUAGCAAAAAUUUAGUCAAAAUGUUAAAUGGUAAACUAACAAAACGAAAAAUAAUAACAAGCAAAUUGGGCUCGAUGCCCCCUCUCCCACACACCCACACCCCCCACACUCACACACACAGAAUCCAAUCAGCAAAAACAAAAAAAAAAAAAUAAUGGCAGCAAGUAAAACUCAAAACACGUUAAAUGCGGGCAAAUAAAUUAAAAUACAAACUAUAAAAACAAAACUAUGCAAAAACACAAGCAGCAAAAGGUAAAUAUAUAAGCAAAAAAGAGACGACACCUUCUAGCAGAAUUACAAUAAUAAUUAAGAACUUCACUUGGAACACACACACACACACACUCUUUAAGAACUCGAGAAUCGAAACAGAAUUAUAUUAAAGUUAAACAAAGGAGACCCCAAUCAAUCCGAUUCCCCCAUAGACAAGGCACCUUUUUGAGAACCAAAUUGAAUUGAAGAACUAAACCCCUGAUUUCCUUGACAUGUCUCAAGACCUACCUAUGGUUUUCACAUUUUUGUAGAGGGAAUUAUUAGCGAAAAACAAUAUGAUAAUAUAGUGAAAAAACCAUGAGAGAACUCCACACCAAAUGGGAAAAUAAAAAUAAUAAUUAAUUGGUUGUGAAUGCAGCUUCGAUGAUGUUAUUCGAUUCAGGAACAAUGAAAUCCCCCAAUUGCUGAACGUACACGUUUUAUUAUUGUUCCCCCCCGGCACUGAUUGUCAACGGUUUUGGUUUUUCAGUGUACUUAGAGACAGGCAUUCACACUCAUUCAUUUUUUUUACCCCUAAAAACCAGCAUGUAGCAACAAAUCGAAACAUAAUCAAAACAUUUUUUAGGUUUCCAAUCAAAUUGAAUUAAAUAUACAAAAAGGUAAACUUUAAUUAAACGAAACGAAACGAACGGAGACGAGGAGGAAAUAAUAAAAAAUAAACUACCAUAGAGAGCUAUAGCUAAGAAGUCGAGUAAAUACAACAAAAAGAAUUCUAAAUGUAUACAAACAGUCGAAUGAUAUAGGUCAUCCGCCGGAUGAAUGCUAAUCAAACACGGGACAAACCAGGAGAAAUUUACCAAGAUACCAAAAGAGAGGAGAAUCACAAUGUUUUAACAAUAUUUUUACGGUUUAUAUAAGUUCGAGGUCGACGACAGCGGUAAAAUAAAUAUAUUAAUUAAUGAUAAAACCCCCAGACCCAACCAACCAACCACAGGCGAGAGGUGCAGUCAGUCAGUUGGAAGACUCUAGCGAAAUGAAAUAGUUAAAUUAUGUGAAACACUCAUUUGAAUGCGAGCACUCGCAGCGGCGUGAAACUUUUUGUACGCAUUUGACUAUUUUUAAAGCAUUUUUAUUAAAUAUAUAUAUACAUAGUCACUAUUAUACGAAUGUUUGAGAACCAAACCAUGUACUCGACUCAUUUAAUUAAGUUCACGUGUGCACACGACGCACUGAAGUCUCUUUUAACAAAUUGUUAUCGGAUAUCUGAUUUGUUUUCGAGCGUAAUUGUUAGUUAUAUCUCUUACCACACACCUUCCUUUCGGCCAGAGCAGCAGAGGGUAACACACACACACACACUCGUCUAUAUGAUCCCAAAUGGGGAUUAUAAAACAGAAACCAAUAGCAACGGCAGCCGCAUUGGGAACGUGCCACGCGAAGUGGGGCAGCACAUUGAAAUUCAAUUUUAAUUGUAAAACAAACAUACUUAGCAGCUGCAGCAAGAACAACAACAACACAGAAACAAAAUAAAAAAUAUAAGAACAUGCAAUGGAUGUUAAUACUUUUUGAAAACAAGAAACAAGAAAACAACAAUGAAUAAUAUGCAAGCGUAAGAACAUAAAAAGAUUACACAAUGAUUAUACAAUUGCAAAUGCAAACUUAACACUCAACAUAAGGAAAGUGAAAAUGUGUGACAAAUGAUUAAUUACAAAAUCCUUUUGAAGUGAAAAACAAAAGAAAAUAAAAUGUGAAAUUUAAAAAAGAAAAAUAAA
Messenger RNA from Drosophila kikkawai, 9555 nucleotides. RefSeq names its product still life (gene sif). The record is from RefSeq and is a predicted model, not a curated record. Gene Ontology annotation, biological process: small GTPase-mediated signal transduction; activation of GTPase activity; positive regulation of axonogenesis. Gene Ontology annotation, molecular function: protein binding; guanyl-nucleotide exchange factor activity. NCBI's taxonomy places the organism in Eukaryota, Metazoa, Arthropoda, Insecta, Diptera, Drosophilidae. Gene Ontology annotation, cellular component: membrane; synapse.